Molecule: messenger RNA, 1398 nt
Organism: Acanthosepion pharaonis
Lineage: Eukaryota; Metazoa; Mollusca; Cephalopoda; Sepiida; Sepiidae
Source: the annotation of a GenBank genome assembly
AUGAUAGAGAAGCCAUUUAUUCUUCAAUACUUUCUUUUCUUUCUUUCUUUCUUUCUUUACUUGCUUAUUAAUAUCUCCACUUUCUUUCUUUGUUCUUUCUUUCUUAAUAUAUUCUCUUUCUUUGUUCCAUUCUUUCUUUCUUUCUUUCUUUCUCUUAAUAUUUCUAUUCUUUCUUUAGUUUUACUUAAUAUCUCCCUUUUUAUUUAUUUCUCUCUAUUAAUAUCUCCCCACUCUUUCUUUCUCUUAAUAUAUUCUUUUUCUUUCUUUCUUUCUUUCUUUCUUUCUUUCUUUCUUUCUUUCUUUCUUAAUAUUUCCCUUUUUCUUUCUUUCACUUUUUCUUUCUUAAUAUUCAGUAUCUGUCCUUUUAAUCAUUUCCUCUUUCUUUCCUUUUCCUUUCUUUUACCUUUCUUUCUUUCUUUUCCCUUUCCUUCUUUCUUUUCUCUUUCUUUCUCUCUUUCCCUUUCUUACUUUCUUUCUUUCCCCUUUAUUUAUUUCCCUUUUUACCUUUUAUCCUUUCUUUCUUUCUGUUCCCUUUUCUUUUCUUGUUUUUUCCUUUCUUUCUUUUUUGUUUCUUACUUUCUUUCUUUUCCAUUUCCUUCUUUCAUUUUCUUUCUUUCUCUCUUUCCCUUUCUUACUUUCUUUAUUUCCCCUUUAUUUAUUUCCCUUUUUACCUUUUACCCUUUCUUUCUUUUCCCUUUUCUUUUCUUUCUUUUUUCUUUCUUUCUUUCUUUCUUUUCCCUUUCCUUCUUUGUUUUUCCUUCUUUCUCUUUUUCCCUUUCUUACUUUCUUUCUUUCCCCUUUAUUUAUUUCCCUUUUUACCUUUUACCCUUUCUUUCUUUCUAUUCCCUUUUCUUUUCUUGUUUUUGUCCUUUCUUUCUUUUUUUGUUUCUUACUUUCUUUCUUUUCCAUUUCCUUCUUUCAUUUUCUUUCUUUCUCUCUUUCCCUUUCUUACUUUCUUUAUUUCCUUUUUUACCUUUUACCCUUUCUUUCUUUCUUUUCCCUUUUCUUUUUUUGUUUUUUCCUUUCUUUCUUUUUUCUUUCUUUCUUUCUUUUUUGUCAUUCUAUUCCUCCCUAUCUUUCUAUCUCCUGUCUCUUUCUAUUUUUUCUCUUUCUUUUUUUCUCUUUUCUUUUUAUCUAUCCCCUUCCUUUCUAUUUUUCAUUCCUUUCUUUCUUUCUUUCUAUAUCAUUUCUUUAUUUUUCUUUCUAACUCCUUUCUUUCUUUCUACGCGUCCCUUUCUCUUUCUUUCUUUUUCUAGCUCUUUCUUUCUCUCGAUCACCUUUCUUUUUAUUUAUUCACCUUUCUUCCUAUCAUCCAAUCCUUCUUGCCAUUCUCCCCCUUUCUUUGUAGAUUUUCUUCUUUCUCUCUGUCUCCUUUUCCUUUCUAUCUUUCUCUCUUGA